AUGGAAAAAAAGGAAGAGGACUGCACUCAUGACCUGCAACAGCAAGAAUGGUAUUGGGCGAAUGCUUCCAAAGAGGAAAUUGCUUCAGCUAUAUGUGAUUGUCCAAAUGGUACAUUUUGUGUGCGCGAUGCUUCAACUAAAGGAAACUAUACUCUUACGCUUAGAUAUGGUGAGAGGAAUCGUUUAAUAAGGAUUAUCGUUGCUGGCGAACACUGUGGUUUUACGGAAGAUAUGUUAAAAUUUGAGUCAGUUGUGUCAUUAAUUGAUUACUAUCGAAGGAAUUCCUUGUUGGAAUACAACCGACAGCUUUCUACUGAACUUCUUUAUCCUCUUCGUAAACCAAAUUUCCAACAGACUUCGUGGAUUAUCGAUGGUUUACGCAGUGUGGAACAUUUGCUCUGUCAGUUACGUGGUUUACACGCUGCUCAUUUGCGCGUUAUCCGGCACGAUGAUAAGAUUACGGCAGAGCUUGAUUCUUUAAAAGAAGAAUUAAAAAGGAAGCGACUAGCACAUGCUGCAUUUACUGCUGCAUACGCACUUUUCUUGAAACAAGUAGAAUUGCUUGAAAGCAAUAAGCAGUUUUUAUUCGAUGAAUCCGAAAUUGCACAAGCAAACAAAAAUAAGGAGGCUCAACAGAGAAGACUGGAAAGUAUACGUUAUCAACAGCAGCAAAUGAUUGAGCAAAUUGAAGCGAUCGAAAAAAGAAUUGGGGAAAACGAAACUCUGCAUUGUGGUUUAACUCCAAGGCUUUGGAAAUUCCAUAAAGAAUUGGAUACAUGUCAGUUCCGUCUCUCGCAACUUAACGUUUCGCAGGCAGCAAUAGAUAAAGUGUUACAAGAAGUGUCGCUUUUGGCUGACCUGGAACAAGAACCACUGACAAGAAUACUGCUUCAGUUAACACUGCGAUGGCAACCUGAUAGAUAUCUUUCGCUUGAUUGUACAAAGGAUAGUGCUUUUAAAAUUAUACGAUCGUUGAUGGACUGUAAUCCUGAUAAUUCAAAUGGAAUAUUUUUGAUUCGCCCUAGUCAGUCCCAAGCAGGUCACUAUGCACUGACUAUAUCAAAUGAAAAUCAUAUAUUUAAUUGUCUAAUUGAAUACAGAGAUUUAAAACAUCCAGAAUCGUCGGGAUAUGCAUUUCUAAACACGAAAUUAUUUUUCACUUCUUUGGUCGACUUUGUGCGAUAUUACAGCCAUUGUUCAAUGAAGGAACACAAUGCUCAGUUAGAUACCAAACUCAGAAUACCAGCCUUCAAGGGCACGUUGUAA
Molecule: messenger RNA, 1266 nt
Organism: Brugia pahangi
Lineage: Eukaryota; Metazoa; Nematoda; Chromadorea; Rhabditida; Onchocercidae
Source: the annotation of a GenBank genome assembly